Molecule: messenger RNA, 3355 nt
Organism: Stegastes partitus (bicolor damselfish)
Lineage: Eukaryota; Metazoa; Chordata; Actinopteri; Pomacentridae
Product: cyclin-Y-like
Exons: 11
Coding region: 303-1340 (345 amino acids)
Biological process (GO): regulation of cyclin-dependent protein serine/threonine kinase activity
Molecular function (GO): protein kinase binding
Source: RefSeq, a predicted model, not a curated record
CACACAGCACCGUGCGCCGCCGCCGCCUCCAGGAUGCAUCCUGCUCUACGAUGCCCGGGAUAGCGGUGGCACAUCUGCCCGUUUUAUAGCCUCCACCGGCUGUGUGGAAGCGACGUAUCCUCCGUGGACGACUGACAGGAUCCGUGGACGCCGCUGGGAGGAUGCUGCCUCUGCGCUCUGGUGAUCUCUGCUGACCGGCGCGUUUCGGCUCCUGUUUGAGCGGAUAGGACCGCCAGUUGUUGUUUUUGUUUUUUUGCAGCAACCCCAACCAGCCUUUCAGGGGUUGUUAGAGGGGGUGAAAGAUGGGGAGCACGACCUCUUGCUGCGUGUCUGCCAGCCCCAAGCUCCGCAGAAAUGCCCACUCGAGGCUGGAGUCGUACCACCAGGAGUCGGAUCUGAGUAGGGAGGAGACAGGAUGCAACCUGCAGCACAUCAGCGACAGGGAGAACGUCGACGAGUUGAACAUGGAGUACAACCCGUCGGACCAUCCGCGGGCCAGCACCAUAUUCCUCAGCAAAUCGCAGAAUGAUGAGGUGCCGUUCAGGAGCGUGCGAGACAAACGAAAGAGCAUCUUCAUUAAUAAUCAUGGAGCAUCGAGGAGGAAAUACAGCUCCUGCUCCACCAUCUUCCUGGAUGACAACACCGUCAGCCAGCCCAACCUCAAAUACACCAUUAAAUGUGUUGCUCUGGCAAUUUACUAUCACAUAAAAAACAGGGACACAGAUGGAGGGAUGCUACUAGACAUCUUUGAUGAGAAGCUUCAUCCUCUCUCAAAAUCCGAGGUUCCGCUGGAUUACAACCAACACGACCCGGAGCAGAAGCAGAUCUACCGCUUUGUCAGGACGUUGUUCAGCGCCGCUCAGCUCACUGCUGAGUGCGCCAUCGUCACACUGGUCUACCUGGAGAGACUCCUGACCUAUGCAGAGAUCGACAUCUGUCCAGGGAACUGGAAGAGGAUCGUCUUGGGCGCCAUCCUGCUGGCCUCCAAAGUCUGGGAUGAUCAGGCCGUGUGGAACGUUGACUACUGCCAGAUCCUCAAGGACAUCACAGUGGAGGACAUGAAUGAACUGGAGCGACAGUUUCUGGAGCUGCUGCAGUUCAACAUCAACGUGCCGUCCAGUGUCUACGCCAAGUAUUACUUUGACCUGCGAUCGCUGUCAGAGUCCAACAACCUGAGCUUCCCCCUGGAGCCACUCAGCAGGGACAAGGCUCAGAAACUAGAGGCUAUUUCCAGGCUAUGUGAUGACAAGUACAAAGAUGUGCGGAGAGCAGCCAGGAAGCGCUCGGCCAGCGUGGACAAUCUGUGUGGGAUCCGCUGGGUUCCUGCAAUCCUCUCUUAACCACUAAGCAAACUGUCAUGUUCUGAACGCUGGCAUCAGGCUGGAUGAGAAAACUCACACCAACCUGUGGACCUCACACCUUCAGACUGGAUUCGAGCAGAGAGGAACGAGGUCUGUACCUUAACCUGAUGCCUUCACAGUGCCUCAACUCUUCUGUUCUUGUGAGAGCAGUGGGAGUUCCUUGUUUUAAUGUCACCUGUGCAGGAAAAUCAAGCUCAAGAAACAAGCGCCGGACGAGACAGAGCCUUGAAGUUUCUUCGGACAUGGGAAUCAUGUCAAUAUUGGGCACAACCUGCACCUCCACAGCGAAGCAUCUUAUUUAUUUGACUUCAUUAUGGGAACUUUUUGAACAGUUGCGGCUGCCUGUACCUGUAAUGUCGGCAGAAUUUCGCAAACAGAAGUGUAGCACUGGACUUUCUACUGGUUAUUUAUUUCCUUUGACUGGACUUAGAAUAAUAAAAGUGUUAGCGAGUUUUUCUUCUUUGGAAAUCUACAAGGUUUACAGUAUUUAUAGCGCACCUCUUGAUACUCAGGUAGUCUGUUUAAUACGUUGAUUUAUUGCGAUGCUCCUCAUUUCAGCCAUAUCGAGGGUUGAAACACUAAUUUUGAAGUCCGCAGAUGGAAAAAGGGCCAGAACAAAUAAAAAAAAUAACAAUAUUCCCACAAUUCUGAGUGUAAUAUGGACGUUUUGGGAAACAAUCAUUCCAGAAACACUACAGUCUGGAUGAGCCACAGGUUUCACUGUGAACCGUCUUCACAGGAACUUUUCUUCCAGUGAAACUUUUCACAGUGAUUUUUUAAAUUUUUAUUUCUUCUUUCUGGAAUAGGAUCAUUUUGCACCUUACACAUGUGUUUAAAUACACAGUUAGUGUAAAACUCAAGCUUCUAAAUUUAAGUUUUAGACUUAAAUACACUCUAAAGUCCAACCUCAGACAAACAGUAUAACUACAGCUGACAUGCUAACGGAUGGAAGAACGUGGCACAACAUUCCUUUAUUUUUAAUUUAUUCAGUAUUAUAGAGUUAAUUUGGAAUCUCCUGUCCCAUUGGUCUCAUGCUGCCACUGCAGUGUCUUUACUUUUCCUGUGCUGUCGUAUUAAACUUGUUGGACUGAUGCUUGAAGGUUUCUAUCAUGCGAACUGGGGCUGAAUGAUUUGGAGAAUAUAUCAAAUUGCAGUCUUUCUGAUAGUUAUUGUGAUUUGAAUUUCAACCAAUCCUACUUGAGUUUGACAUAAAUAAUAUAAUGAAAUAUUACCCACAAAUAACCAACAGUUUAAAUCCUGGUUUAAACAUAAUGCAGAGCCUGUAUCCUCCAUAGUAGCCUCGGUUGUUUACUAAUUGCAUUGUUUCAAAUUACAUUUUGACUAAUUAAUUGUCCAGCCCUUGUGAAAACCAUUUGACUUAUAUGUACUUCAAACAAACUGCUUCUCUUAUUCCUGAUGAGUUCACAAUCUGUAGUUAUUUCAGUUUUUUUGUUUUUUUUAACAACACAAUAGCACUUCAGCAGCAGAGCCCAUAAUAAACAUUUAAAUAAUAAUAUGAACCAAAGAUAGCUGUAUCAUUGUGGGUCUGGCUGCAACUUAAGAUCUUCUAAAACCUCAAAUCUUAAAAGAGUCCUCUCCAGAAGGUGGUUCAUCAGAAAGACGGUUCUGUGUGAACUGCUAGUUAUCUACCAUUGCCAGUCUGUGACCAACCUGUUGGACCAAUAACGUGUCCUUGAAUCAGGGUUUCUAGGUUCCCUGUGUUCAUUCAGCACAAAUUUAUACUAAACUUUCCUUCAAAUUUGAGAAGCAUUGUUUCAGUAUUUGGUUUUGUUGCUACAGGUGAAGAAAUGAUCAGGUUUUCCAGUUUAUUUUUCUCAUUUGUCUAAAUAAUAAUCCAGAAAAAUAGAAUUAUUUUGCAAAAUUAACUUUGUACAGUGUAUAAAGAGUUCAAGAACUGCGACAGGUUAAUUGUAAAUUAUUUAUGGAUGUGCUGAUUUGUGUUUUUAAUAAAAGGAAAUACUCUUGUUUAAUAA